AUGCAGCAGCAGCUGCAGCGCAUUCGCGACAGCCCAGGGCUCUCUCCAGACACUCUCGAAAUCGUGCAGAGGGCCCUCAAACCCGCAGAACAGCAAAAGCCUGCGCCCCAACCGCCAGUCAACUAG
Eimeria necatrix is the source of this 126-nucleotide messenger RNA. RefSeq lists its product as hypothetical. NCBI's taxonomy places the organism in Eukaryota, Apicomplexa, Conoidasida, Eucoccidiorida, Eimeriidae. The coding region runs from base 1 to 126 and encodes 41 amino acids. The record is from RefSeq and is a predicted model, not a curated record. The transcript has a single exon.